Messenger RNA from Xyrichtys novacula (pearly razorfish), 6612 nucleotides. NCBI's taxonomy places the organism in Eukaryota, Metazoa, Chordata, Actinopteri, Labriformes, Labridae. The record is from the annotation of a GenBank genome assembly.
GCUUGUUUCUCGGGAAGUAUUUUGGACAUGUACCUUAUGAAAGCGUGACAUUUGACAGCUUGUGAGAUUUCCUUAUUUUGAAGGGCAUUUUAAAGCUCAAGUAUCGCAUAAAUCGGUAUUUUUCUUUUGGUCAGAGCUGCGAUGCUUCUUAUCUUUGAUUUAAGAAUAAUAAGAUGAUAUUUCAACCUCUGGGCUGACAGACAGCAGUGUGUCCGGCUAAGAUGUUUCAGAAAAGAGCUGGACUUACUGUAACUGAGAAGCUUGGAGGAUAAACAUUUAUUAGGAUGUCUGUUGGAGCUUCUUGGACAUUUAGCAGGAUGAUUUGGGUAAGAUUCAACCUAUGUCCAAUAGCCAAACUGAGUGCAGCUAAAAAUGUGUUAAAUUUGUAACAUUGUUGUUGCCUUUUACAGGGGAGGUAUUUAACUGCUGGACUCCAGUGCUGCAGGUGUAGAGUGAACUGGCAUGUUAAACGACAUUACAGCUUUCUUCCAGGUGUGUUGGUUUUUUAAAAUCUGAUCCUCAAGACUAGACACAAUUCAAGCAACAGAAAACCACAACCCCCAAAAGUUAGGACACUGUGUGAACUGUGUAUAAAAACAGGCAUGUUAACGGUUUACUUAUCUCACCAGGAUUUCCGGGUCAUAUUUAGAUAUGGUCUGCAUGGUACAGUUUUAGUUUGCAUUUGUGGGUAAAGCAACAAACUGCAUUCUUGGACCACACAUAUUGAGCCCAUGCAGUGAUUUCCACUACAGAGUCAUGUCUGUUUUAGUUUCUACCUGGCCUCAUCCUUAAGCUUGGGUUUUACUUCUGUUUAUGAUUCUCCUAAGUUUCAGGUGAUUAUAACUCAUAUUUUUUAAUCUAAUGAAGAACACGUGAAAAAGAAGGUCACACUGAGACUAAAAACACAUACGUAAAAAUGAAAUAUAUCAAUAAAAUAUUUUUUGUCUUUGCUUGCCGUAUUUAGUGACAUAAAUAGAAUAUGUAACACAUUGCAUCUCAUAUUUAAUGAGAUUUUCAUGAUAAAACUUGAUGUGUAUGUUCUAGAUGAUAUCAAAUCAUUGCGCUCUGUGGUCAGCCCUGAUAUUUCCAAGUAAGUAAUCACAUUCUUAAUGCACUCACUGCUUUGAAAUGCUACUUAAAUUUAGCUGUGUGCAUAACAUUUAAGGUUUUUUGUUUCUGCAGGAUCAGGAAUAUCGGCAUCAUGGCGCACAUUGAUGCAGGAAAGACGACAACCACCGAGAGGAUGCUUUAUUACUCUGGUUAUAUCAGAGCACUAGGGGGUGAGUAUUUAUCUAAAUAAAACACCUUCAUUACUUACAAACUAGCUGUCCAUUUUACAGUCUUUUUAAUUCAUUGAAUUGUUUCUUGCAGAUGUGGACGAUGGAGAUACAGUCACAGAUUUCAUGGCUCAAGAACGGGAGCGGGGCAUCACCAUACAGUCAGCAGCCGUCACUUUUGAUUGGAAAAGUCACAGAAUAAACCUGAUAGACACCCCAGGUAGAAGCAGCACCUUUGUGGGAAUGAAAUAUUCCAGUGUAAGUUUAAAGGGGAGACCACAUGAAUAUGUCUGCCUGUGUGUAUGUGUGUGAUUACAGGACAUGUCGACUUCACUCUGGAGGUAGAGAGAGCUCUGCGAGUUCUUGACGGGGCUGUCGCAGUGUUCGAUGCUUCGGCGGGUGUUGAGGUGAGAUCACGGCUCUCAAACUGCUACUUUAUAAAACCAAAAUCUGAGUGUGACUGUUACAUGUGAUAUUGCACUUUCAUGGUGCAGUAAAACAUCACAGUUAACACACUAUCAUGAUGUUUAAGGAAAACCUUAAAAUAAAAACCCUAUCAAGGUAGACAAGGGUAGAGCAACACACUACCUUUAAAACUUAUACAAUUAACUUGCAGGCAUGAGGAAGUUGUUUUGUUGUGUUGUAGAUUAUGAGCUCUAGUCUAAAACAUUUCCCUUUUUUACCUUCAAAACCACCAACAGGCUCAGACUCUGACUGUGUGGAGACAAGCAGAAAAGCACCAUGUUCCCUGUGUGUGUUUCCUGAACAAGAUGGAUAAACCCACCGCAAAGUGAGUCACCAAAAAGUCAAAUAAUAUACAAGAUAUAUAUAUAUUUUUUUUUUAAUUAUCUGCUUUUGCAUUUUUUUCCAUGUUUCUCUCAGUUUAAAUUUUUCCAUAGAGAGCAUAAAGCGGAAGCUGAGAGCAAAUCCCGUCCUCCUGCAGGUAAACCAACACUUAUAAUCUAAAGCAGGGGUGGGCAAUUAAUUUUUACAUGGGGCCACAUGAGAAACCUGAACUGUGUUGGAGGGCCGAACCAACAAUAACUUCAACUUCAGAUCAGGAGGGUUCACAUAUACAGAACAGCAAGCCCAAAAGAAGCGCACCCACGACUCGUGAGUUUUACAAGCGACUUUUGAGAGAAACAAGCCUAAAGUCGUUUAAAAUAAGCGGACUUGGCAACUAUAAGGCAUCUAUGUAUAUUUUGCCGACGUUUAAACUUGUCUCUGUUCAUGAAUGCAGAUCUAGGAUGUACGCACGUGUGUCCAAACGGAAAUAAAACAAUGGCUAGGUUUUCAAAAUAAAAGCAACACACUUGCAUGUUGAUGAUUUGAUUGACGGACCUCACGAAGGGCUGGGCAGGGACAUCCAAAGGGCCGGAUGUAGCCCUCAGACCGUAAAAUGCCCAGGUCUGAUCUAAAGGAUAAGAGAGGGUGACUAGUGGCAAAGUUGUGACUGUUGAUUGACAAACAUGGUGCAUUAAUAAGACUAUUAUAAAUCGUAAUAAUUCACUUUAUAGAUUCCUGUUGGCAGUGGCAAAACCUUCUCAGGUGUGGUUGACUUGCUAACCAACCAGAAGCUCAUAUGGAGGCAAAGAUCAGUGGAAGAUGAUGGACGAACAUUUGACAGCAAACCUCUGGACCCCUCAGAUGAUCCUGGACUCUUGCAGGAGGUCUCUGAGGCGAGGGUGGCUUUAAUCGAGCAGGUAUGCAGCAGAAUAAUCCCAGAAAAGUGGGAAUUUCAAAUGCAGGAUUUUCACAUUUUUCCAGGUUUCAACUUCAGUUUUCAUUCCCAGGUUGCUGAUCUGGAUGAUGAGUUUGCUGAGCUGCUCCUGACAGACUUCAGUGACAACUUUGAUGCUGUCCCCGCCAACAAAGUAAGUGAUUUAUCCCAUGAUGCCACAACAAAGUCUUCAGAGGAUAUCUUGUGAAUGUAAAGUGAAUUGAGCCGGUGUGUCUCCAGCUACAGGAAGCUGUACGGCGGGUGACUCUGGCGCGUAAAGGCGUCCCGGUUCUCUGUGGGAGCUCUUUGAGGAAUAAAGGAGUUCAGCCUCUUUUAGACGCCAUCAACUCGUACCUGCCUGCGCCCAACGAGCGACACCACGACCUGGUGUGAGUAACCUACAGCCGGCUCUGAUUUAAAGUGUCAUGGCACUUUGUUAACCAUAAGCUUUUUUUUCUUUUAAUUCCUCAAUCUGCAGGCGGUGGUACAAGGACGACUUGUGUGCUCUGGCCUUCAAGGUCCUCCAUGACAAGCAGCGAGGUCCUCUGGUCUUUUUGAGGAUUUACUCUGGCACUCUGAAACCACAGACCGCUGUCCACAAUAUCAACAGGAACAGCAUGUACGUGCUUUAAUGUCAUAUCUUUAAAUGCCCACUAGAGUUGUCAGUGUGAUGAUUUUUCGCAUUAUUUUUGUUUUCAGUGAGCGGAUGAGCAGGCUGCUGGUGCCGUUCGCUGACCAAUAUGUAGAGAUCCCCUCCAUGACGGCAGGAAACAUCGCUCUGACUGUCGGACUGAAGCAGGUAGAGCAUCACGCUCCUGUUUUCUCAUUUUUAAGAGUUCUCCUUUGAGAGUUUACAUUUUUUCUCAACUCUGACUCAAGGCGGUCACAGGCGACACCAUCGUUUCAUCAAAGGCGUCUGCGGCAGCGGCAGCCCGUCGAGCUCAGAAGGACAGUGGAGCAGCAAAGAAAAAAGGAGAGCAAGCCAGUGUGAUCCUCUCAGGGGUGGAGGUCCCUGAUCCGGUCUUCUUCUGCACUAUUGAACCUCCAACUAUGGCCAAACAGGCUGGUCAGUCACAGCGAUCAUCAUUUUGCAUAAUUCUCAGCAGCUUUCUCAUCACUCAUGCUCCUUUUCUCCUUAAAAGAUCUGGAGAACGCCCUCAAGUGCCUCCAGAGAGAAGACCCCAGCCUUAAAGUGCGGGUUGACCCUGAUUCCGGUCAGGUAAGACCAUCAUUGGAUUAGUCAGGACUUUCUCCAGGGAGAUCAGAGCUACAGUGAGUCAACUACAUGUGCUCUGCUCUCUGUCUUUAAGACUAUUUUAUGUGGGAUGGGAGAGCUGCACAUCGAGAUCAUCCACGAUCGCAUCAGGAGAGAGUACGGCAUCGAAACUCAUCUUGGACCACUGCAGGUGGCCUACAGGGAGACUAUCCUUCAGGAGGUCUCGACUACAGGUACAGACAUUUCACUGAGGUUAUAGAUGUUUGCAGGAUUCAUCUGAAGUCUCACUUUCCUGACGUAGACAUGCUGGACCGUACUGUUGGAGAAAGAAGGAAUGUUGUGACCGUGGAGCUGACCGUCAGACCUGUGGACGUGUCUUCUGUGGGGGGUCCAUGUGAAAUGGGUUUCACAGAGGCGCUGGGAGAACAGCUUUCUCCAGAAAUAAAAGAGGCAGUGGAGAAUGGAGUAAAUGGUUCAUAUCUACAAGGUACAACCAGAUAAAACUCAUUUCUUCUUCUGCUGACUUCAAGGAGUCACCAGGCCUAAUUGUUUGCAUUCAUACUUUCACCUUCAGGUCCACUGUUGGGUUAUCCUUUGCUGGGUGUGUCCACGCUUGUCCAAAGUGUGAAAAUGGAACCGGGGACGUCCCCCGCCAUGGUCUCCGCCUGUUCAUCUCGCUGCAUGCUCAAGGUAACCCUUCACAGCUUUCUGUUUCUUGACAGCAAACUUGCAGGAUGAUCAGUAGAUCAAGCGAAAAGUUGUGUUUCUGUGGACACAGGCCCUGAAGCUCGCAGGAGGUCAGGUUCUGGAGCCCAUGAUGUCCCUCGAGGUGACUGUCGGGGAGGAGCACCUGAGCACUGUGCUGGGGGACUUAGCUCAAAGACGAGGGACUGUCAGAGAUAUCCAGAGCCGACAUGACGACAAGGUGCUGCUGGGGACCGUGCCGCUGGCAGAAAUGAUGGUAAGAAACAUCUGAUUCAACAGGUUUGUCGAGUUUCAGGUUAACCUGAUAAGCACUUGAUAGAGACGCCUGUUUUUCUUCCCCUUCUUAAGGGCUAUUCCACGAUUCUGCGAACGCUAACUUCUGGUAACGCCACCUUCUCCCUGGAGCUGGAUACGUAUGAGGCCAUGAACCCUCAGGACCAGAACACACUUCUUAAACGGAUGGGUGGUCUGAUGUGAUCUCCUGUUCAACACUGUGGAGACAUGAAUGGACUUCUGAAACGGAAGCAUGGCUGACACCCAAACAGACCUCCCCAAGAUGUCUAAACUUGAGGACAGAAAACUAGCCCCGGGUAAAAUUGUAUUUGUUAUAUGAAUAUCGGUAAGCAAGAAAAUGAUGUACCUUAUUCAUAGCUAGCUGCGAAAUAAACUUGUAGCUUGAUAUUACUCGUCAUGUAAGUAUGUGUGUGUUAGUAAAGUUGAGUUAUACAGCACCAAAACUGCAGGGCGUCUGCAACAGCAAUCCAGAGAAAACUACGAGAUGAGGGAGCUCUGACUCUCAGAAAAGACUGUGGUAACUGACAAACACUUUGGACCACUUGGAGGAGGUUCUGAAGAGGACAACACAACAAUCUCAUCCAGAUGAAACAUAAGUCUGAACUAAUGUCUCACAGGGCUGAGUUUUGUAACAUGUUUUUAAAAAGUAAAAAGAGGAGAGAAGCAAACCAUUUACAUCCAAACCUGGGCCAUCAGGACACCAAGAUCACACCGUCCAGGUUUCUAGUAGAAGAUAAGAAACCAAGUCUUUUUGCCACAACAAGCACAUGUUCAGCAGCUGAGACAAGAACUUCUAUUUUGUCGGUGUUCAACUGGAAAAAACAAUCAGCAAUCCAAGCAUUAUAUUGUUCACACUGUCAUAUAAAACAGAUGAUUUAGAGACAUUUCCUGGUUUUAUAGACAUGAAUGGCUGAAUGACACACCUGAAAAAGCUCUUAGAACCAAGGGGGAGCAGAUACAGAGGACCUAGGACAGAGCCCUGAGGAACUCUACAAACCAAGGCUCUGACUGACUCCACACACUAAGCGCAAAUAAAACCAUUCGCGUGAAUUAAUUACAUCUGAGGUCAAAGCAAAGACGCGAUUAGACGCUCCUACUACUCUGGCGGCGCGAAUGACGCAAAUUGGGUGAGAGCUGAAAAUGAUAACUUGAGCGGAUAUUCGCAUCACGAUAACCAAUCAGCACAAAGGUUGCCAAGUGACAAACUGAUCGGGUUGGGUGUGUGGGGGCCCCGAAUUUUAUGAUACCUUUUCUUUCAAUUACCGAAACUGGAAUAAAAAGGAGCUCACCAAGAGGCAAGUUAGUGAGGAGGUCAGAUUACCUGGUUAGGCUCUAUUCAUCACCUGAUCCCAACUGUUUGAAUUGGCAGGCAUUACCGUUGAAAUUACCGUUGACGCCCA